Messenger RNA from Canariomyces notabilis, 667 nucleotides. RefSeq lists its product as uncharacterized. The transcript has 3 exons. The record is from RefSeq and is a predicted model, not a curated record. Bases 221 to 565 code for a protein of 114 amino acids. Lineage: Eukaryota; Fungi; Ascomycota; Sordariomycetes; Sordariales; Chaetomiaceae.
UACACUUGUGAUGACACUUCAUUCUCCCAGAAAUUUGGCGCGUUUGGCGUCUUUAUAAUUAUUGCGUGCCUGCCCCGCCCAAUCAAACGCUGCCGCAGGAUUCCAGUAGUUAAAUCCGCCAGUGAACAUCGUCCUGUGUUUCCGCGGCAUCCGUGGAAGGCAUCAUUGAAAAGUGAUCGCCGAUUUGUGCGAGGGCAGUUCCCCGAAGCGCCGAGAGCCGAUGUUGUGUGCAUUUGCUCUGCUUGGUCGCAACUCACUGGGUGUGGGAUGGUGUCAAGACCCAUCCCCGGAAUCUAAUGUGGUGCUGCGUAGCACGGUUCUGCAUUCGAUUGCGGAGCGGCAUUCGCUGCAGGCACUUUUAACACUUUUACGGCGCCGAGCCAGCCACGACCGUUUUCCAAUCGAAGGGUUCCGUGACGGGCACCAGCAUUGCGGUGGUGGUGGUCAGCAAGUUUCCAUGGCACACCGUCCAACCAAUCCAUGGACGUUGGCCCUGGGCUUACAGCGCUUUACUCCGUACACCAUAUUGUUUUCAAUGCGUAUUAACAAUGUACGAAGUACUUAAUCUGCAACCUUAACCAAGCAGCAAAUCUAAUUAGCUCGUUGGGCACAUGAGACGGAAGUGUCUGGUCAGCCCUAUGAGUGUCCAUCGUGUUCAAUCUCUGGU